UAUAUCGUUAAAAGGGUUAGGCACAUUGGACGGUCCUGAUUCAUGAUCUAGGAAACCCAGUUUAAUUAUUAUUGUAGAUGUUGAACAUCAAUGGGAAAUGAUGUAACUUUCAAUAAGUCCUUGCAGAGCCUUGUAACACUUGUACCAAGCCCUUGUUGGAAGCCUGGAACAGAACAAAAACCCUAUAUACUAUAUCAACCGAAGCAGCCCUUUACCUAUGUUUUUCUUAUAUUCCAUUUCUCUCUUCUUCGUUUAGGAUUAGAGAGCAUCCACCUCUCCCCCCUUUUCUCCCUUCAUGGAGUGAAACAGCCUUGUUUCUCUCUUUUAUCAUAUUUUAAUUGUUUUUGUUUUUUCAUUUCACUUGAAUCAAAAAGAAAGGUGAAGCAGGGAUAUUGGAUAUAGAAAAAGGAAGGAUGUCUCGUAGCUGCUCUCACUGUGGAAACAAUGGCCACAACUCUCGUACAUGCGGAGAGGUUGCUGGUGGUGGAAGCAGUGGCGGAGGAGGAGGAGAGAACGGCAUCAUGUUAUUUGGUGUUCGAGUCACGGAAGGAUCGUUCAGGAAAAGUGUUAGCAUGAAUAAUCUUUCUCAGUUUGAUCAGCCUCGGGAUUCUAACGCCGAUGCUGGCUAUGCAUCUGACGACGUAGUUCAUGCAUCUGGAAGAAGCCGUGAGCGCAAGAGAGGUGUUCCAUGGACGGAGGAGGAGCAUAGAUUAUUCUUAUUGGGGUUGCAGAAAGUAGGGAAAGGAGAUUGGAGAGGGAUUUCGAGAAACUUUGUGAAGACACGUACGCCUACGCAGGUAGCUAGUCAUGCUCAGAAGUACUUUCUCAGGCGAAAUAACCAGAAUCGGAGGCGUCGUAGAUCUAGUCUUUUUGAUAUAACAACCGAUUCCUUCAUAAAUUCAACCAUAUUGGAAGAAGAUGAAGUCGUCCACCAAGAAAACGUUUCGUUACCGCUGCCGCUGACACAGUCACAGCCACAGAUGAGUGGAUUUCCUAUGUCAACGUUUCCAGUGACUUUAAGUCCGGUAGUUUUACCAGUCACGGGAGAAAAUAACUCCAUGGAGAAUCUCACAUUAGGGCCGAGCCCCAAAGCAAAAACGUCUCCAAAGCUUAUCCGUCCAAUACCAAUUCUUCCGGUUCCUCCAUCAUCGAAAAUGGCUGAUCUUAAUUUAAACCAGAAGACCCAAGUUGACCCCUUGCCUCUAUCGCUAAAACUCUCAACGCCAUCCGCCGAUGAGCAGUCAAAGGCGACGGCAGCAGCGGCAGUGGCAGCAGCAGCAGCAGCACACUCGUCUACUUUUCAGGCCAUGUCAAGUGGGGAUAGCAAUAGCAUCAUCAGUGUUGCUUGAAAAGGGUGAAGCAGAUAUGAUGAGAUUACAUUAAUUAUAUGAAAAAAUGAUUAGAUUAUUAGGUGAUUAGGUGAAAUUCCUUGUUUUGUACAGGUUAAUUAUUACUUAAUUAGGGGAGGGGUCUAAAGAAAGUUGGGUGUCGUUGUCUUUGAUUACGUGGGUUGUAUUCUUGUUCAGUCUGUCUGGUUCCUUUCAGUGGGCGAAAUGGAAGGGCACCAGGUGCUCUUCUCUGUUCAUUUUGGUUUUUAGGAGCUGGGUAUCCUAUUUAUGUGAUUGCCAUUUUAAUGCUUUGCUGUUCUUUUA
Messenger RNA from Durio zibethinus, 1652 nucleotides. RefSeq names its product myb-like transcription factor family protein. Gene Ontology annotation, biological process: response to gibberellin; response to ethylene. Gene Ontology annotation, molecular function: zinc ion binding; DNA binding. The record is from RefSeq and is a predicted model, not a curated record. Lineage: Eukaryota; Viridiplantae; Streptophyta; Magnoliopsida; Malvales; Malvaceae.